AUGUUCGUUAAUACUCCUGAUCUGUCUAAUUGUAUGAAUUGCAUAAUAGCUCCAUUAAAUGGAGUUGGAGGUAUUUACUUAGGAAAUAUUGAUGCUGCUUAAAAUCCAGAUAAUUUAAUUAAAUAUUAAAUAGGAGCUGUACUUUCUGUUAUUGAUUAUCAAGUAUAAAUCAAAGGUGUAUAAAAAAUAGUAUAUAAUUCUAAUAUAUAUAGUGGAUAAUGGCAGAAGAUACUGAUGAUUUUCCCUUGUACAAAUAUUAUGAUUAAUCUAUUAAAUUCAUAGAUAUUUAAACUCUAAGAACUAAUGUUCUAAUUCAUUGUUAAAAUGGAAUUUCUAGAUCUGCAGCUAUUUGUGCAGUCUAUAUGAUGCAAAAAUAUUAAUUAAGUCUUAAUUAAACUUUGCAUCAUAUUUAAUAAUGUAGAAGAUUAGUUAGUCCAAAUCCAGGUUUCAUUAAAUAACUUAAAGACUUUGAAUAAAAGUUCAAUCCAAAAGAUAAAAGAAAACGUGGUUCAAUAAUUAUGGAAAUGAAUAAUAAAUCACGUCGUAGCUCAGUUGAAUUUGAUAACAAUAGAAUAACUUAUAUUAAAAGUUCAAUAACAAAUUCAAUUUUAAAUUAAUCCAAUUAAAAAGAUAAAUUAAGUGACUUUAAUUAUAAAUUAAAUAAUUAUAUGCAUUAAUGGAAAAUAAGGGAAAGAGCUCAUUGA
Paramecium pentaurelia is the source of this 704-nucleotide messenger RNA. The record is from the annotation of a GenBank genome assembly. NCBI's taxonomy places the organism in Eukaryota, Ciliophora, Oligohymenophorea, Peniculida, Parameciidae.